Molecule: messenger RNA, 441 nt
Organism: Oncorhynchus masou masou (cherry salmon)
Lineage: Eukaryota; Metazoa; Chordata; Actinopteri; Salmoniformes; Salmonidae
Product: keratin-associated protein 6-2-like
Exons: 1
Coding region: 1-441 (146 amino acids)
Source: RefSeq, a predicted model, not a curated record
AUGUGGGCUGGAGGUCAGGCUGCUAGGAGGACUGAGAUGGGCUGGAGGUCAGGCUACCAUGAGGACAAUGAGAUGGGCUGGAGGUCAGGCUACCAGGAGGACAAUGAGAUGGGCUGGAGGUCAGGCUACCAUGAGGACAAUGAGAUGGGCUGGAGGUCAGGCUACCAUGAGGACAAUGAGAUGGGCUGGACGUCAGGCUACCAUGAGGACAAUGAGAUGGGCUGGAGGUCAGGCUACCAGGAGGACAAUGAGAUGGGCUGGAGGUCAGGCUACCAGGAGGACAAUGAGAUGGGCUGGAGGUCAGGCUACCAUGAGGACAAUGAGAUGGGCUGGAGGUCAGGCUACCAGGAGGACAAUGAGAUGGGCUGGAGGUCAGGCUACCAGGAGGACAAUGAGAUGGGCUGGAGGUCAGGCUACCAGGAGGAUAAUGAGAUGGGCUGA